Microcebus murinus (gray mouse lemur) is the source of this 878-nucleotide messenger RNA. The record is from RefSeq and is a predicted model, not a curated record. NCBI's taxonomy places the organism in Eukaryota, Metazoa, Chordata, Mammalia, Primates, Cheirogaleidae.
AGGCUUCUCAAAGAAAUGCGAUUUAGGAGUCACGAUGAUAGCGGCCACCAUCCUGUGAGCGCGAGGAGCGCGGGCGACCCCGGUCCCCGCCAGGCCACAGACCCCGCCCAGCGGCCAGCACCCGGCGCAGGCCGGGCAGCGGAGCUGCGCGGCGGCACCAUGCAGGUCACCCUGAAGACCCUCCAGCAGCAGACCUUCAAGAUAGACAUCGACCCAGAGGAGACGGUGAAAGCACUGAAAGAGAAGAUUGAAUCUGAAAAGGGAAAAGAUGCCUUUCCGGUAGCAGGUCAAAAAUUAAUUUAUGCAGGCAAAAUCCUCAAUGAUGAUACUGCUCUCAAAGAAUAUAAAAUUGAUGAGAAAAACCUUGGUGGUGGUUAUGGUGACAAAACCCAAAGCAGUGUCAACAUCAGCACCAACUACAACUCAGCAAUCAAAUCCUGCCACCACUACACCAGUUACUUCCUCCACAGCAACAACUGUGGCUCAGGCCCCAACCUCUGCCCCUGCUUUGGCUCCCACUUCCACACCUGCGCCCAUCACUCCAGCCUCAACGACAGCACCUGCACCUGCUAGUGCAACUAAACAGGAGAAACCUGCAGAAAAGCCAGCAGAGACACCAGUGGCUACUAGCCCAACAUCAACUGACAGUACAUCAGGAGAUUCCUCUCGGUCAAACCUUUUUGAAGAUGCAACAAGUGCACUUGUGACAGGUCAGUCUUAUGAGAAUAUGGUAACUGAGAUCAUGUCAAUGGGUUAUGAACGAGAAGAAGUAAUUGCAGCCCUGAGAGCCAGUUUCAACAACCCUGACAGAGCAGUGGAAUAUCUUUUAAUGGGAAUCCCUGGAGAUAGAGAAAGUCAGGCUGUGGUUGACCCCCCUC